Puccinia graminis f. sp. tritici CRL 75-36-700-3 is the source of this 261-nucleotide messenger RNA. RefSeq lists its product as uncharacterized. The transcript is spliced from 2 exons. The record is from RefSeq and is a predicted model, not a curated record. The coding region runs from base 1 to 261 and encodes 86 amino acids. NCBI's taxonomy places the organism in Eukaryota, Fungi, Basidiomycota, Pucciniomycetes, Pucciniales, Pucciniaceae.
AUGGACCUCGAGGCCGGAUACAUACUGUUGAGUGUGCGAUACCGAUUCGGAGCCCGACAUGAAUCCCAGAAUUUCCAGGCAGACACAGAAAUCCACUAUGGAGACGGGUACAAACUGGUGCGUAACGAAAUGAACGGUGGCCUACUACUCUACUCGCCAAUUCGAGCCAAAGUGCGAAUAACAGCAGAAGGCGUUCUCCCGGAGGCGGUUGGGCUCAAGUUUGUCCAAGCCAAGCUGAUCAACCGGAAAAGAAACAUAUGA